Messenger RNA from Drosophila innubila, 1544 nucleotides. RefSeq names its product G2/mitotic-specific cyclin-B-like. The record is from RefSeq and is a predicted model, not a curated record. Gene Ontology annotation, molecular function: cyclin-dependent protein serine/threonine kinase regulator activity. Gene Ontology annotation, cellular component: cytoplasm; cyclin-dependent protein kinase holoenzyme complex; nucleus. Gene Ontology annotation, biological process: mitotic cell cycle phase transition; regulation of cyclin-dependent protein serine/threonine kinase activity. Lineage: Eukaryota; Metazoa; Arthropoda; Insecta; Diptera; Drosophilidae. Bases 32 to 1372 code for a protein of 446 amino acids. The transcript has a single exon.
UAUUCAUUGUGUAAAAAAAAUAACCAUUAAAAUGUUGGGUACUACAAUGAAAAUGCUCAUGGACGAAAAUUCUACAGAGAAAUACGAGAAUGACCAAACGAAAGUGAAGAAGUUCACAGUGCCUGCAAAUGAGGCAACCACAAAGCGUGUUGCCUUGGGCGAAAUACAGAAUCUUGGACUGAAUCUUAACUAUGCCACCAAAGAUGUGGCACAAAGAGAACUAAAAACGAAUGCAGUGUGGAAGAAGAAUCCUCUUGGUGUAAGCAAUUCCAUUUUUAAUUACAAUGUGGGAACUGUCAAGACUACAACAACAAUAACAGCACCUCUGCUGGGCAUCCAAUCCAAUAUUGUGGUCAAGAAAGAACCAUUGAUCAACCUGGAAGUGCAUAAAAAGGAACCUGCUGCAAUGUUGCCCUUGAUUCCGAGCAAGUUGGACAGGCCAGGAGCAACUGCAGCACAGACAGCACCGAAAACUUUAUCACUGUCCAGUCAACGCUUGACGGAUGUUGAAGACAUUGAUGCUGAUGAUCAGAAGCAUUUGAUCUUGGUAUCAGAGUAUGUGAACGACAUUUACAAUCAUCUGUAUGAGCUCGAGGAUCAGCAUCCCAUACAUGUUAAUCAUUUGGCCAAUCAACUGGAGGUGUCCAGCCGGAUGCGUGCUGUACUUAUCGAUUGGAUCAACGAGGUGCACAUGCAGUUCCAAUUGGUCACAGAAUCCUUUUAUCUGGCCGUGUCCCUAAUCGAUCGUUAUCUGCAAGUGGUCAAUAGCACAAAGCGUCAGCACUUUCAGUUGGUGGGAGUCACAGCUCUCUUUAUAGCCACAAAAUACGAGGAGGUCUUUCCGCCAGUCAUUGCCGAUUUCGUCUAUAUCGCUGAUAAUGCGUAUACAGAUCGAGAGAUUCGCUUAAUGGAACUGCAGAUUCUGAAGACCAUCGAUAACAAUCUAUCGUGUCCAUUGUCCAUACACUUUUUGCGACGAUUCUCGAAGGCCGCCUGCGCUGAGGAAGUUCAUCAUGUCAUGUCCAAGUACUUUUUGGAAUUGUCCACCGUUAGCUACGAUCUGGCCAGCUAUAAGCCAUCUGAAUUGGCGGCUGCUUCGCUGUUUUUAACGCUGCACUUGCUCAACGGAAACGCCGGGGACGCAACGGGAUUCAAUGACAACCACUGGACACCUACACUGAUGCAGUAUUCCCGUUAUACGGCCCAGCAUUUGCGUCCUAUUACACGACAAAUAGCCAAGUUGGUGAGAGAGGCGCCUUCAGCCAAAUUGAAAGCCAUUUAUUGCAAAUAUCAGGCUAAGAAAUUCCACAAGAUUGCAUUACGCUCCGAGCUGAGUGGUUCCCUCAUAGACUCCAUUGUGGACAAUAAGUAGAAAAAGCCCCUCUCCCCGCCGCUCUACCUCUUUUUCUCUCCCAACAUUUCUCUUAUUAAGCUUGUGCAGUUUUUGUUUCAUUUUGACUGCAAGUUCGGUUCUAUUUGUUAACUAUUUAUAUUUCUGUAAUUUUUUUGUUCCUAAUUAUGAAUAAUGAUUAUAAAAUUGAAAA